Molecule: messenger RNA, 3395 nt
Organism: Alosa alosa (allis shad)
Lineage: Eukaryota; Metazoa; Chordata; Actinopteri; Clupeiformes; Clupeidae
Gene: pik3c3
Product: phosphatidylinositol 3-kinase, catalytic subunit type 3
Exons: 26
Coding region: 425-3079 (884 amino acids)
Biological process (GO): autophagosome assembly; endocytosis; autophagy of peroxisome
Cellular component (GO): phosphatidylinositol 3-kinase complex, class III, type II; endosome; membrane
Molecular function (GO): 1-phosphatidylinositol-3-kinase activity
Source: RefSeq, a predicted model, not a curated record
AUUAUGUAGUCCAACUAAGCAAUUUCCGAUACAAGGAUCAAUAGGCAAUCGCUGCGUUACUCAAUACAACUGGGAGCGACUCGUUUUGCCUGUAUUGAGGCUUCUCUGUUGUUUUCUGUUGAGGAAAAAUACAUCAUGUAGAGUCAUUUAUCUAUCACACAGCAUCGAAGUUGGGUUUAAGUUGCACAUUCCAGGCAGUUUUACACAAAUUAACGUUACUGUCUUCCUGCGACGUACACAGCUUGUAGGUUAUUGACAAGGGAAAAGCUCGGUGCUGGUAACGUUAGAUUUCUGGUUGUUAACGUUAGCGGUUCUUCCUUCCUCCAGCAUAGUGUCUCGAUUACGAGGCCUUGCAAAGCUACUGGAAGAGGAUAGUUUUCUUCGUAUCUGACGGCUCACCUAGCUGUUUUAUAACUGAAAGAACAUGGACACAUUUAACUAUGUCUACAGUUGUGACUUGGACAUCAACGUCCAACUGAAAAUAGGUAGCCUGGAGGGCCGUCGGGAGAGGAAGAGCUAUAAGGCUUUGCUGGAGGACCCCAUGUUGCGCUUCUCCGGCCUCUACCAGGAGAGCUGCUCAGACCUGUAUGUCACCUGUCAGGUGUUUGCAGAGGGAAAGCCUCUCGCCCUGCCUGUACGCACCUCGUACAAGGCCUUCAGCACACGGUGGAACUGGAACGAGUGGCUGCGACUGCCCCUGAAGUACCCUGACCUCCCUCAGAGUGCCCAGGUGGCUUUGACCGUGUGGGACGUCUAUGGACCUGGCAGAGCCACACCCGUAGGGGGCACCACUGUCACCUUAUUUGGCAAACACGGAAUGUUCCGGCAGGGCAUGCACGACCUAAAGGUGUGGCCUGGCGUGGAGGGGGAUGGGGCUGACCCGAGCUCUACCCCCGGCCGCACCAGCAGUUCCUUGGCUGAGGACCAGAUGGGCCGCCUUGCCAAGUUGACUAAGGCCCAUAGGCAAGGUCACAUGGUUAAGGUGGAUUGGCUGGAUCGGCUGACCUUCCGAGAGAUAGAGAUGAUCAAUGAGAGCGAGAAGCGCAGCUCCAACUUUAUGUACCUGAUGGUGGAGUUUCCCAGGGUGAAGACUGGCGAGAGAGAGUACAGCAUUGUCUACUAUGAGAAGGAUGGGGAUGAUGCCACCCCUCAUCUCAGCAGCUCAGAUAUUGUCAAAGUGCCAGACCCCCAGAUGUGCAUGGAGAAUCUGGUGGAGAGUAAGCACCAUAAACUGGCUCGUAGCUUGAGGAGUGGACCCUCUGACCACGACUUGAAGCCCAACGCUGCUACAAGAGACCAGCUAAAUAUCAUCGUCAGCUACCCUCCAACCAAGCUGUUGAACUCUGAGGAGCAGGACUUGGUGUGGAAGUUUCGCUACUACCUCACCACUCAGGAGAAGGCCCUGACUAAGUUCCUGAAGUGUGUGAACUGGGCGCUGCCCCAGGAGGCCAAGCAGGCGCUGGAGCUGCUGGGGAAGUGGAGGCCUAUGGACGUGGAGGACUCACUGGAGCUGCUCUCCUCGCACUUCACCAACCCCACCGUCCGGCGCUACGCCGUGGCCCGUCUGGAGCAGGCCGACGACGAGGACUUGCUGAUGUACCUGCUGCAGCUGGUGCAGGCGCUGAAGUACGAGAGCUACACAGACAUCAUCGGAGGCCUGGAGCCCAGCAGCAAGAGGGACAGCCAGGGAGGCAUGGGAGAGAGCAGCACGCUGGGGGACCUGGACAGUUCACAGGUCUCCACACCGGCUGCUCCCAGCACACAGAGAGGGAAGGAUGGAACGGAUGGAGAGAACCUGGAGCAGGACCUGUGCACAUUCCUCAUCUCACGAGCCUGUAAGAAUUCCACAUUGGCAAACUAUCUUUACUGGUAUGUGAUUGUGGAGUGUGAAGAUCAGGACACACAACAGAGGGAUCCAAAGACCCAUGACAUGUACCUGAGCGUUAUGAGGAGAUUCAGCCAGGCUCUGCUCAAGGGGCCCUCUCUACAUUUACAUUCACAUUCAGCUUCCACUCACACAGUGGGUGAUGCGCCUCUGUUGGUCAGCCAGCAGACGCUUAGGGACAGACUGGUGCAGCUCAUGAAAGCUGUGCAGAGAGAAAGCGGCAACCGCAAGAAGAAGACGGAGCGACUGCAGACUCUGCUGGCUGAUAAUGAGAAGGUGAACCUGUCGGAGAUUGAGCCCAUCCCCCUCCCUCUCGAGCCCCAGGUCCGCAUCAAGGGCAUCAUACCAGAGACAGCCACCCUCUUUAAGAGUGCCCUAAUGCCCGCUAAGCUGAUCUUCAAGGCAGAGGACGGAGGCUUGUACCCAGUCAUCUUCAAACAUGGAGACGACCUUAGACAAGACCAGCUCAUCCUGCAGAUUAUAUCACUAAUGGACAAGCUGUUACGGAAAGAAAAUCUGGACUUGAAGUUGACUCCAUAUAAAGUCUUGGCCACUAGCACAAAGCAUGGGUUUAUGCAGUUUGUCCAGUCGGUGCCUGUUGCUGAGGUGCUGGCUACUGAAGGAAACAUUCAGAGCUUCUUCAGGAAGCAUGCACCAAGUGAUAAAGGGCCUUAUGGCAUCAGCUCAGAAGUCAUGGACACAUAUGUCAAGAGUUGUGCGGGCUACUGUGUGAUUACGUACAUCCUGGGUGUGGGAGACAGACACUUGGACAACCUGCUGCUCACUAAAACAGGAAAGCUGUUCCACAUUGACUUUGGCUACAUCCUGGGCCGUGACCCCAAGCCUCUGCCCCCUCCCAUGAAGCUGAGUAAGGAGAUGGUGGAGGGCAUGGGGGGCAUGCAGAGCGAGCAGUACCAGGAGUUCAGGAAGCAGUGCUACACCGCCUUCCUACACCUGCGCAGAUACUCCAACCUGAUCCUGAAUCUGUUCUCUCUCAUGGUGGACGCCAACAUCCCUGACAUUGCACUGGAGCCUGACAAGACCGUGAGAAAAGUUCAAGACAAGUUCCGAUUGGACCUUUCUGAUGAGGAGGCAGUGCACUACAUGCAGAGCUUGAUUGAUGAGAGUGUGGGGGCGCUGUUUGCGGCAGUGGUCGAGCAGAUUCACAAAUUUGCCCAGUACUGGCGUAGAUGAGCAGGACUCCGCCUGAUUCGGGCUAAUUGACAGCUGCUUCUAUAGCAACAGAAGAACUCACUGCAAUCAUGAACGAACAAAUGAAAUAGAGGAAGAAGGCAAACGAGAGCCACCGUGCCAAGAUCCAAUGAAGAAGUGUGGACUGCCAACUUGAACCUGAGGAUAUCUCUCGGUCUCUCUCUCUCACACACACACACUAACAGUGCCCUGACUGCUUCUGAGUGUUUUUGUACAUAGGAUAAAUUUGUAAUAUAAAAAACCUGUAUGAAACUGUUUAUGCACAAAGAACAGCCAAAUAAAAAGACUGUGGAGACAA